Brenthis ino (lesser marbled fritillary) is the source of this 1503-nucleotide messenger RNA. The record is from the annotation of a GenBank genome assembly. NCBI's taxonomy places the organism in Eukaryota, Metazoa, Arthropoda, Insecta, Lepidoptera, Nymphalidae.
AUGUUGACAAGAUAUUUCAACCAAGACCCUAUAGAAAACUUUUUCGGGAAUAUCAGGAGUUAUGGUGUUAGAAACAUUGCUCCAAAUACUGUCUCAUUUGAGGGGACCUUCAAGGCUUUGAUAAUAAAUAAUUAUAGUGAGCCACAUUCAAGUAGAGCAAAUUGUGAAGAAGAUCACAAUGAGUGUCUUCAAAGUUUGGACUCCUUCCUUAAAGAUAAGAACAUAAUAACUCCUGAUAUCCCUGAUACUAAUGAUACUAUUCAUUUUAACAGUGAAAUUUGCUUUGACCAAUCCAUUGAAAUUGAUGCUGGUCAAAGCAAUUAUGUCUGCGGAUGGGUUUUAAAGAGAUUCCUUAAAUUUAUAAUAAAAAGGAUAUGUUUAACAAGUAUAAAUUUAACACAGGACAUAUUUAAAACUACCAGCUCAGGUCAGAUAUAUACUAAAAUAAUAUCUUUAGCUAAAGUUCAAAUACAACCAAAUGAUGGUCUGCCUACGUUUAUAUGCAUGAAUUGUAAUAAAACGUUAGAAAUAUGCUUAGAAUUUGUCAAACUUUGUGAAAAAUCCGAUGAAGUAUUAAGAAAUGCUUUAUUAACAAUAAUAAAAGAUGAAAAUCUUGUGACUGAUGUAAAAAAAAAGAAUUUACAUGUGUGUCAGGACAGUACAAAUUUAUCUUGUUUAAUUGAAGACAAGAAUAAAACAGAACUGAAAAACGAAACAAAUAACAUUAUGAAACCUAAUAAUUGUAAUGAUAAUAUUUCAAAUAAUUUUAGUAAUUUAAAUUUACUUGAAAAGGUAUCUCAAAAACAACAAUGCUUUACUUGUGGAAAAAUUAUGUCUUCCAGAUUUCGUCUCAAAACGCAUCUAGCAACCCAUUCUGGGGAGAAACCCUAUGAAUGUCCACAUUGCAACAAGAAAUUUACUAUAGCACAGAACCUUAAUGUUCAUAUGAGAAUACAUACGGGUGAAAAACCAUUUAACUGCACUAUAUGUGGAGAAACAUUUGCACAAUCCUCAGGAUUAACAGCGCACAAAAGAAAACACACAGGUCAAACACCAUAUCAAUGUGUAUUAUGUCCAAGAAGUUUCCGGACUAUAGGGCAUUUACAAUAUCAUAUCAGAUGUCACACUGGUGAAAAAAAUUAUGAAUGUGAUACAUGUAGUCAUGCCUUUAUUACACGAAGUGACCUAAAACAGCAUCUCUUGACACAUAUUGGAGACAAACCACAUGUUUGUGAAUUGUUGAAAAAGUUAGAAUAUUCAACCAAAAAUAUGUCGAGAGAUAUCUAUUACUCGGAAAAAUAUUAUGAUGAGGAACAUGAAUACAGGCAUGUGGUCCUGCCAAAAGAGAUGGUGAAAUUAGUUCCAAAGAAUCAUCUUAUGUCUGAACAAGAAUGGCGAUCUAUUGGAGUCCAGCAAAGCCAGGGUUGGGUGCAUUACAUGACACACCAACCAGAACCACACAUUUUGCUGUUCCGACGAAAGAAGACCACUACACAAAGUAAG